AGGAAGUAGAAAUGAAAACAGAAGGUGUUCGAAGGGGAGCACGACCCCAGCACUUGUUUGAAAAUUAAAUAGCCGUAGGUUUUGCAGAUCAGGAGAAACAACACAUUUGGAGACACCUUUAGCGCACCGUCAUUCCAGCAGGAAUAACUGACGGUGAUAAAAGCCUGUGCGUCAUGAUCAUCCAUUGAUGGGAAUAAUCAGAAAUCUUGUCACAAAUUUGACUGUAAUUCGCCAGACUUCAAUUAGAAACCAUCAAAAGAUAAUCAUGUCAAGAAGACUUCAUGCACGCAGAACAGAUGGUGUCGAUAAAAACGUUUGGGUGGAAUUCACACAACUGGCAGCAGACUACAAAGCAGUGAACCUUGGACAGGGAUUUCCUGACUUCUCCCCUCCCAAGUUUGUCCAGGAAGCUUUCUGUAAAGCAGUGUGUGGAGGGCCCCUGAUGCACCAGUAUACCCGAGCUUUUGGGCACCCCCGUCUUGUGAAAAAUCUGGCUAAAUUCUUUGGUAGGAUUGUGGGACGUGAGAUUGAUCCUCUUGAAGACGUCCUGGUCACAGUUGGAGCUUAUCAGGCUCUCUUCUGUGCAUUUCAAGCUCUGGUUGAUGAAGGGGAUGAGGUCAUAAUUGUUGAGCCCUUCUUUGACUGCUACCAGCCAAUGGUGCAGAUGGUUGGAGGAAAGGCAGUGUAUGUACCUCUGAGGCCAAAAGCCGAGGGCAGCGCCAUCCUGUCAAGUGGAGACUGGGUUCUUUCUGCUGAGGAGCUGGCCAGUAAAUUCACUCCACGCACAAAAGCCAUUGUUAUCAACACUCCCAACAACCCUUUAGGCAAGGUUUACAAGACUGAAGAGCUCCAAAUGAUUGCUGAUCUGUGCAUCAAACAUGAUGUGCUGUGCAUCAGCGAUGAGGUGUACGAGUGGCUGACUUAUGAUGGAGCCAAGCAUGUAAAGAUAGCCAGCCUUCCUGGGAUGUGGGAACGAACCAUCACUGUUGGCAGUGGUGGAAAGACCUUCAGUGCUACUGGUUGGAAGGUUGGCUGGGCCAUCAGCUCUGGGCAUAUCAUUAAACACAUGAAAACCAUUCAUCAGAACAGUGUUUACCACUGUGCUACAGCUGCUCAGGAGGCAGUAGCUGAGGGAUUUGAGAGAGAAUACGAACUGUUCGGGACUCCAGAGAGCUACUUCCAGCAGCUGCCGGCGAUGCUGCACCACAAGAGAAAGAAGCUGGCCUCGUGUUUGGAGAGUGUGGGUUUACAGCCCAUCAUGCCAGAGGGAGGCUAUUUUAUGAUUGCAGACAUUUCCUCCGUCAAGGUGGACUUUAAACACCAGAGCACUGAGGAUGAACCCAAUGACAUCAAAUUUGUUAAAUGGCUAACCAAAGAGAAGGGUUUGGCAACAAUCCCUGUCUCUGCAUUCUACAGUCCAGAGCACAGCAAGGAGUUUGACAAAUACAUCCGAUUCUGUUUUGUCAAGGAGGACUCCACCCUGGAUGCAGCAGAAGACAUCUUGAGAAAGUGGAGUCAUGGACAAUAAAGUAUCCCACGAUAAGAAGCAUUAUCCGUCCAUUCAGAUUUCACCAGGCUACUUUAACUGGCAUUGGUUGCCUCAUCAGUUAAAACGAGCCAUAUUGAGAUUUUCUGCGUGCGUCACAUCAGGGGUACUUGAAAGCACACGUCCACUUUCAGUUUGUUAAGCUGCAAUUAUGAAAACACCCUUGAGUGUUCCUGUGCAAUGAUAUUAAACAGAAAACUGUGAAAGAAAUAUUUUUCGAUAUUAGAAGCAUUUCUCCGUGAUUAUAAAGGAUAUAUUUAGGCGUAUUUUUUAACCUAAAUGUUGUACUUCUGCUGUAUGUCAUAUUUUUGCUGCAGAGAUAUUUGUCCUGAAUCAAACUCACAAAACAUUCAAUAAAUCUUUAAAUGAAUCCACA
Messenger RNA from Micropterus salmoides (largemouth bass), 1922 nucleotides. It is a transcript of the gene kyat1, whose product is annotated as kynurenine aminotransferase 1. Gene Ontology annotation, cellular component: cytoplasm; mitochondrion. The record is from RefSeq and is a predicted model, not a curated record. Bases 188 to 1528 code for a protein of 446 amino acids. The transcript is spliced from 13 exons. Gene Ontology annotation, molecular function: pyridoxal phosphate binding; L-kynurenine:2-oxoglutarate transaminase activity. Gene Ontology annotation, biological process: biosynthetic process. NCBI's taxonomy places the organism in Eukaryota, Metazoa, Chordata, Actinopteri, Centrarchiformes, Centrarchidae.